CAUUCAGUCAAAGAAAUAAAAAAAUAGAGCUCUAUGGAUGAUUCCGUAACAACAAUGGAGCAGCGACAAACUUUUGCUUCAGCAGUAGAUGCGGUAUUGAACGAGUUUAACGGGAAAUUCUCGUUAAAAAUGGAACAAAGAACAGCCCUGGAAUCAUUUAUCGAACGGAAAGACGUUUUCGCCUUGCUACCUACUGGCUUCGGUAAAAGUUUAAUUUACCAGUUAGCCCCGCUGGUCGCUAAAUCAAUGGGGAUUUGCGAGAACCCAAUUGUCGUGGUCGUCUCGCCACUAAUCGCUCUAAUGGAGGACCAGGUUCGAGAGGCGACUGCCCUGGGCAUUUCUGCUUGCCAGCUGGACCCUGACAUCGAAGCGCUAAUCAAACGAGGCAGCUUCAACAUUGUGCUAGGCAGUCCGGAGUCGUGGCUGAGUGGGAAAUGGCGCGACAUGUUGACCGACGAAGUCUACAGAAAAAAUCUCCUGGGCAUUGUCGUGGACGAAGUGCACCUCACUUACAAAUGGGGAAGAGCUUCAAAGGGUCAGACUGCCUUCAGAGAGAGUUUUUCCAGACUGGGGGAACUUCGUGCUAUUGUCAAACCAGGGACUCCUGUGAUGGCACUGACCGCAUCCGCCGAUCUGCAGUCCAGGGCCAUAGUGAAAAGACAGCUGCAUAUGGACAACGCAACUAUGCUGACUGUCAGUCCUGACAGACAGAACAUCAGACUAGGGCUGCAUCGGGUCUCGACAGACUCACUCGACUGCCUGGACUGGGUCGUAAAGGAUGUAAAGGACAAGGGUGCUGACAUGUUGCCUGUGCUCAUCUACUGUCGGACCGUGAACACUGUUGCACGAGUCUUCUGCCAUCUGAAGGCUGAGCUGGGUGACAGGGCCUGGGUUGCUGGAGAGCAGAUUGGGGACAACCUGCUCAUAGCGAUGUUCCACAGUCACACUCUGCCAGCAAACAAAAGCAGAGUACUCUCGGCACUGACAGGAGAUGGCAACUGCAGAGUUGUGGUGGCUACCACUGCUCUUGGAGUGGGAUUAAACUUUCCAAAUGUGUCCCAUGUAGUAAUGUACGGGGUACCUAAGGACACAGAGGCCAUGGUGCAGCAGAUUGAUGUGGACUUUACAGGAUACUUUGACAGCGAAGACGAUGAGUCUGGGCAUGUGCUCAUAACUUCCAGUAGUGCUGAAUCGGGGUUCUCUGUACUUAAGGGCUCUGACUAA
Engraulis encrasicolus (European anchovy) is the source of this 1224-nucleotide messenger RNA. RefSeq names its product ATP-dependent helicase wrn-1-like. The record is from RefSeq and is a predicted model, not a curated record. Gene Ontology annotation, cellular component: cytoplasm; nucleus; chromosome. Gene Ontology annotation, biological process: double-strand break repair via homologous recombination. The transcript is spliced from 4 exons. Gene Ontology annotation, molecular function: four-way junction helicase activity; 3'-5' DNA helicase activity; ATP binding. Lineage: Eukaryota; Metazoa; Chordata; Actinopteri; Clupeiformes; Engraulidae. The coding region runs from base 34 to 1224 and encodes 396 amino acids.